AUGAACAGGAUCAGCCAACUGAAGAGGAUUCGAGAUAUUUUGGCCGAAGAUGUGGAGAAAAAGUUAAUGGAAGGAAUAGCGCUUCACGAUUAUGAUUUGCGCCAAAUAGCUUUGAUCACAAAACGUUUCCAAGAUGUCGGCCUUCCUUCGAAUGUUCAAUGUGCCACUCGUGGCACACGCGGGAAACGAGCAGGCCAAAAACGACUAUUUGCAGCUGGCAAUUGUCGACGAGAAGAAGGC
Messenger RNA from Mesorhabditis belari, 240 nucleotides. The record is from the annotation of a GenBank genome assembly. NCBI's taxonomy places the organism in Eukaryota, Metazoa, Nematoda, Chromadorea, Rhabditida, Rhabditidae.